Molecule: messenger RNA, 4455 nt
Organism: Photinus pyralis (common eastern firefly)
Lineage: Eukaryota; Metazoa; Arthropoda; Insecta; Coleoptera; Lampyridae
Product: ATP-dependent DNA helicase Q4
Exons: 7
Coding region: 103-4143 (1346 amino acids)
Biological process (GO): double-strand break repair via homologous recombination
Cellular component (GO): cytoplasm; nucleus; chromosome
Molecular function (GO): ATP binding; 3'-5' DNA helicase activity; four-way junction helicase activity
Source: RefSeq, a predicted model, not a curated record
GUAAAUGUUUUGGUUAUGGCAGAGCUUGAAAGGAUAGGUUGAAACAGAAAUGUUUCCUAUUUUACCUUUUAAUAGUUUUAAUUAUUUAAUGUGAUAUCAAAAAUGGAUUCAAACAAAAGCAGUUUAUAUAACAGGUGCAAAUAUCAAGUAAGACAAUGGGAGAUUGAAUUUAAAAAGAAGCAUCGAAGAGUUCCAUCGAAGUUAGAUAUACGUGAGGCUAGCAAAGAGGUUCGUAAUGCUUAUAAGACGUACUUUCGUCUUAAGACUGCAGAACUGGAAGUAAGCUUAAUGGACAUUGAUGGAUUUGAAGGCGAGCUUCAAGUCGAAAACCCACCACCGCCUGUGCACCAAAGCCCUGUUAAACCUUCAACCGAGGAGAAUACACCCGUUAGCAGUGAGAUAAAUGCGGAAGGUACCUGGGGAGCACAUUUAAAUAAGCAGACAAAGCCUUCCGAAGUUUUAAACUCUGAAAAACCGUCUGUGAAUUUAAGUUUCACUCAGAAGUUGUUUGAGAAGUCCAAAUCUAAAAAAUUACCCAGAAAGUCAUUGUCGUUUAAUCGAAAGAAGAGCGAUGUAGAGUCUAGACCGCAAUCCUUGUCACAGCCGGACUGUUCGGUUUCGUGCACCGAGCUGCCCCUCAACACGGACACAGAACAUUCUACUUCGCUUGUGAAAACUGUAACGCCAAUGCGUACAUUUUCGCAACCUAUUAGUUUAAUGCCUACAAUUAAUCGUGUAAAUGCGAGUCUAACACGAGACGUGGACGCAGGUUGGGUACGACGCGCGUUGAAUUGUAACAACGCCUUAGAGGAACACAGUGAUGAUGAUGACGUUGUCGGAAACUCUGAAGACGAUCUUGAAGACUCCUGUAGCAUAAUACAGCCCGCGAAAAAGCAAAGGACUUCGUGCAGCAACGGGGAACAACCAAAAGAACUUGCCACGAUAAAUUUAACGCAUAAACGCUUAGAUUUUUCAAAUUUAUUUCCCAAUCAAGAUGGAAGCAGUUUAAGGAAUGGAAUCGCACCCGUUGUCAGUGGGGAUUCGACACCUGUGGUGAGCGAGGCAGUGACCACGGCAGCAAAAACCGACAGAGUUGGUAGCCCCUCGGUGGUGAGUAAAUCUCGCGGGGAACGUGCAUCUGCCCGUAAAGCAAAGCCACUUAAUGCAAUGGCACUCGAGCAGUCGGACGAAGAAAAUGAAGACCCCUUCCAUUCCGAUGACGACGAUAAGGAUGCAGAUUUCGAGCCCAUAGUUGAGAACGAGCCCGAAAAGGCGACCGAUCUUAAAAAAUCGAAGAGAAAGAUUACAAAGAAAAAAUCCGUAAGCAACGACAAGGAAGUAGUUGAAGAGGAAAACUAUGAAUUGGAAUACUCGAUUAAACCGCGUCUCACAAAGGUGCCACGUAUUAAAAGCGUAAAGCAAGCUAUAAUUACAAAGAAAAAGGAAAGCGAAUCGAAGGAGAAGAAAAGCGAACCGAAGUCGGCGGAACAAAAGCUCAUGAAUAGGAUCGAAUCGGGCACUGCGAACAACAAUUACGUCCAAAUUAAUUUGAGGAAAAAAAUUUACGUUCGCGGAAGAUCGAAAUUUAAGCAAAAGAAGAACGCCCUCUGCGGUCCUAACAUGGAUUUGCGCGGUUGCGACGGCGGUAUGCUGACGUGCUUCAAUUGCGGCGAGAUCGGACAUUUCUCUAGGAAUUGCAAGCAGAAAAAGGCGGAGACGCUAUUACCUGCGUCGGUCGCCGAUUCCGACGACGAGGCUUGCCCGUACCCCACAUUGGAAGAGGCGGAGAAAAUGGCGCAGGAAAGCGUUCUCGCGAUCAGGCCUUCGAAUCAAGGCAGCUCGGGCGUCACUGAUGGCGCCGCCGAGGGGGAGAUUGACGAGCACUUUAAUGACGAAUUUGAUAAGGAAUUGUUGGCCAUAACCGAAAAUUUGGAGCAGGAGAUUAGGAAGAUUGAUGUGCAGAAGUACAUAGAUUCUACGACAUAUGUUAGGCCCUACUAUGGUUUGAAAGAUGAUGGAGAUAUUGUAGAUACCCCCGAUGAAGUAUACGAUGCAUUGAAAUUAUUCGGACAUACCUCAUUUCGUGACGGCCAAGAACUUGCAAUCAUGCGCAUACUUGCGGGCAAAUCGACCUUGGUAACGCUCAGUACAGGCACGGGAAAGAGUUUAUGCUACCAAUUACCCGCGUACUUAUACUCGCGCAGGGAGCCUUGUAUUACGCUGGUAAUUUCGCCUCUCGUUUCCCUAAUGGAAGAUCAGGUGACGGGCAUACCCGCUUUCUUGAAGGCGACCUGUUUACAUACGAACCAGACGAAAGGACAGAGGGAAAAGGUAAUGGAGGCGAUCAAACAGGGCAACAUAAACGUGCUGCUGGUCUCGCCCGAGGCGGUUGUCGCCGGUGAAAAGUCGUCCGGCUUCGGCUCUCUCCUGCGUCAACUUCCUCCGAUAGCUUUUGCGUGCAUCGACGAGGCGCAUUGCGUUUCGCAGUGGUCGCACAACUUUAGACCGUCGUACCUCAAGAUUUGCAGGGUUUUAAGGGAACGUUUGGGUGUGACUGUGGUGCUGGGUUUAACCGCAACCGCGACCAGAGUGACCAGUGACGGUAUAAUCAAACAUCUUUCGAUACCUGACGGAAGAAACGGAAUAAUCAGCGACGUCCCUUUGCCCAAUAAUUUAAUGUUGACAGUCUCUCGAGACCCUAACCGGGAUUACGCCUUGUUGACGCUAUUGUUAUCGGACAGGUUUAAGGAUUGCAGGAGCAUCAUAGUCUAUUGCACGAGAAGAGAGGAAUGCCAGCGAGUGGCGGCGUUUUUGAGAACUUCUUUAAAAGGCGAAGCCGUAACGCAAGACGGCAAUAAGAAGCGAAAACGUUAUAAUCUUCAGGCUGAAACGUAUCACGCCGGUAUGGCGGCAAGUAGAAGGAGAACCAUUCAAAAAGCCUUUAUGAGUGGGGAGUUGCGAAUUGUGGUCGCUACUGUUGCUUUCGGCAUGGGAAUCAAUAAGUCGGACAUACGCGCAGUUAUACAUUACAACAUGCCCAUGAGUUUCGAAAGCUAUGUUCAAGAGGUGGGCAGAGCUGGAAGAGAUGGGCUGCCGGCACAUUGCCACUUAUUCUUAGAUUCGGAGGGGAAAGAUCAAAACGAGCUGAGAAGGCAUAUCUACGCGAAUUCGGUCGACAGGCACAUGAUAAGGAAGCUACUGCAACGUUGCUUCGUGCCGUGCGCGUGCGCGUCUUCCUGUUCCCGACACGAGGUUGCGUUUUCGAUUCAAGAAACCGUACAGGCUCUCGACCUACCCGAGGAGAAUAUCGAAACCUUGCUGUGCUACUUGGAGCUGCACGGGAAGGGUUUAAUAGAAUUAUUAAGCCAUGUGUACGUCACUUGCAAAAUUAUUUCGUACGGUGGUGCUAACGAGAUUCGAAAGGCGGCGAAAGAUUGUCCCCCUCUCGCCAUGGCCCUAGCAUUGCACGCAAAUAAAAAGGACCAACAUAAAAAUAUUUUUGAAUUUCCGGUUGUCGAUGUCGCAUCUGCAAUGGGUUGGGAUAGCGGUAUUUGCAAGCACAAACUAAAGAAUUUAGAAUGGGUUACAGAAAAUAGACAACCGAAACGCUCAAAACUAAACGUCCAGUUUUCCAAUUUAGGUUUUCACAUACUCGCGCCGGGAAACCUAACCGAUGCCGCUUUGGACAAAGCCUUAGACGAUUUACACGUUCACGUACAAGAGCAAGAACGUACGUCACUACUUCAGCUGCACGCGGUGCACACCACACUCUCGUCAGUUGUGAAACCCACCUUUAAAAUGUGCAUCUCCAACGACGAUAUCCUUGAAAGCGUAACGUCGCUAAGAGAGAAAAUUCGAGCAUACUUUGACGAUCCACAUCCUCUGGAAAAAUUACCGAAAUUACCCACAAAUUCCGUCAACGAGGAACAAAUAAUAAGUCACACCAGAGCUUUGAUUGGUAUGUAUCGAGACAAUACGUUUACGGGACGAACGAUCGCGCGCAUCCUGCACGGAAUACAGAGUCCCAAUUAUCCGGCUGUGAUUUGGGGUAGAUGCAAAUUUUGGCGCGCGCAUCUUGGCACUGAUUUUCACGCCAUUUGCCAAAUUGCGACGAAGGAAAUAUUGCGCAUGCGUGAUAUAUAGUAUUUUAAGACUGAGCCGUAUAGCAAUUUUAGACGUUUGUGUGAUUUUUGACUAUAAUUUUAUUGUAUGUGUGUUUUAAUAGACAAUGAAAUGGUGUUUACUUUGUAAAUAUAAAUAAAAUUGGGUAGUUCAUCUUAAGGCCAAAGUAAGUAACGUAAAAACACACAGAAUGCAGUCAUCUGACAGAAACUUAUAAAGGUAAGUUCAUAGCUCUCCGUUCAUACGUUUCCUUUUGUUCUUUAGCCAAUCAGAAGACAGCAAAUUUUUAAAUCUUACGUAAAAGUUGGUUGAAGUUGAACAUUUACGUUUCAG